CCCCCCGAAUCCUGCCAGGGCAGCUGGAAGAUACAAGCCCAAUGCUGGCUGGAUGGACCCCUGUCAGGCCCCUGCUGGAGACCAGAGCACACCACCAGCGAGCAGCCGUUACAGGGACUGGAAGGAACAGUAACGUGCAGCUCCCUGCACCCCUUCACCUCCUACACAGUCACCAUCUCUGGGGGCUACCCAGCGACCGUCCUUUAUAGCCAGCGGGUCCGCACAAGUGAAACAGCCCCAGACCAACCCGAGAUCGAGCCGCUGGAUCCCAGCACCAAAACCUUCAUGUGGAAGCAGCUGCCGCCCUGCAAAGGGGAGAUCGUCGGGUACCAGCUGAACAUCACGGCCAGCAGAGAGUACAACAGCAGUUUCCUCGAGGUCGAGAAGCUGCGAGUGAAUCAGUCGGUCACCAAGUACCUGCUGCACCCCUGGAGACACGGGACCAACUACACAGUGACAAUCCAGGGCCUGACGGCUGCCGGCCUUGGGCAGGAGUCACGCUGGGACUUUGAAACCAACAUCUCUGAGCCAGCCAUCCCCCCCAGCGUCACCGCCCUGAGCGUCUACAGCAUCUCCCCGUCGAGCGGGACGGCUCUGCUCCCCCUGCAGCCCCUCCCUGGGCUCCAUGGACCCAUCAGGGAGUAUCAGAUCAUUGUAUCUGCGAUGCAGAAUGGCAGCGAAGUGGAUGCCUGCUGCUCACCAGGUCUGCAGCCCUUCAACUCCAGCCUGGAGCUCGACAUGUACCUGGCUGCCGUGCUCCCCGCGCACAACCUCACAGGCCCGACUGACUUUGUGCUGGGCGACGGGGCCCAUCACUAUGGGUACUACAAUGCUCCCCUCCGCCCCCACAGGAACUACACGGCUGUGGUGCGUGUCAUCAGCCGUUGGAACCAGAUGGAGAAAUUCAGCUGUGUGCACUAUGACUUCUUCGUCGGAGAGGCCCAGACUCCCCAGUCCGGGGGCCUGGCAGUAGCCGUGGCAGUGCUGGUGGUACUGGUGCUGUUGGUCGCAGGGGCCCUGCUGCUGUGGUUCAUGCUCUCCAGGAAAUGCCAGGCUUCGGCGAACCGCCCUGCCAAGGACACGGAGGAUGCGCUGUACACAGAGCUCCAGCCCUCGGACACCCCAGAUAUUUACUGCACGAUCCAGGCGCCGGCACACAGAGCUGCAGGUAGGAACGGCACAGCCUCUGGCUGGCAGGCUGCACCCAGGGCCCCGCCUGCAGGGUCCCCAGCUGUCGGGGGAUGGGGGAUGGGCACCAACUACGACUCUGCUGGUCCCACUAAGUGCCCCAGAUCCCAGAACACCCCCUGCUGCCCCACACGUGGCAGAGACAUGGCUCAGCGCCUUGCUGCAAGGAGCCAGGCUCCAGCCCCUGCUCCCCAGGCCCCGGGAGCGAGCCGGCUCGGGAGUCUCUCCACAGGGAUGGCUGGGGUGCUGCUCAGUCCUGCAGAGCAGGUGGCCAGUGGUUCCCUUCAGGGCCCGGUUUGGGCUGAUGUGUCCCCCCUUUGGGCUCUGCGAGUGGGGCCAGGGCAGGGCGCGGGGUGGAGACGAGGCCCUGUAUCCAGCUGUAGUGGGGAGGAGGGUUGUGCAGGUGUGAGGCUCCCCAGGAGUCCCGUCCAGGGGGACUCGCUGCAGGGAGCUCCUGGGGUGACCAGGAGAGGUGCCUGGUGGGAGACGCUGCCCCAGAGUCGUCUAACUUCCUCCAGAGCCGUUCCCGCGGUGACUCCGUGACACCCAGACCUGGCUCUGCACACGCGGCCCCCAGCACGGCUGCCCAUUGCAGAGCAGCGCCAGGACCCCGCUCCUCUCGGCACCAUUGGCAGAGCAGCCGGGGCCCACCCCGGGGAUCGUAGGAUGAACAGAGGCCCCUGAACUCAGAGGGAUGGGGAGGUUCUGCUCGCCCUGAAGGGCCCAAGGCUCAGUGUUGGCGCUUCCUCACGCCAGGCUGGGCACCAAGGAACACGUCUGAGUAGAGAGAGGAAAUGCAGGAGCUGAGGGAUCUGGAAAGGGGGUACAGGGCCUUUCGCGGUGGGGAAGGGCUGGCUCGGGCGGAGCGGGGAAGGGGGUACAGGGCCUUUCCACUCCAGGGCACUGGCUCCAGCUGUGUGCCCACUUCCUCACCAGCCAGCCCCUUGCACCACUGUACAUACCCGUGCAGAGGGGCGAGAAACGUUGCCACAUCCCCAGGUGCCAGGCGGUGCCGAAGCAGGCCCCGGCCCCUCUGGCGCGUCGUGAGGCUGUGUCUGGCCGUGUCUGGCUGCCUGCUGCAGUGUCACACUGCCCAGAGUGCGAGAGGCCGGUCUCGCGUGUGGCUGCACCCAGGCUACGGCGCCCAGUGCAGGGACCAGUUCCUGGGGCAAGCUGGGGGGCAGUCAGGAGAAGAAGCGAGAUGCCUGGUGAGCUGGAGCAAUGGCUAAUGGAGUGAGAUGGGCUCAGCGGGUGCGAAGGGGAGGUGUCAGAACAGCUGCCUGUCUGUAGCGAUUACGCUUGCCUGCAACUCCCCCCCCCCAUGCCCGACCCAAACUCUUCACUGCCCCUGGAGCUAGAGCCCAUGAGGUGCAAUAGGCCCAUCUCGCCAGGCGGGCGUCUCGCGUGGGAGCAUUGACUGCGCUAAGGUUCCCUGGGCCUGUCUGGGGAUCCCCCAGCUGUGAGCUCCUCCCUCCACAGCCUUCAUAAGUCACUUGUGGGGCAGCCUCCCGUCUCUCUUGGGCCAGCUAUUGAGCAGCCCUGCCAGCCCCAGGCAAGACUAACUGCCCCUUUUCCUGGGCCGGGUGCCCUGUUGUCUCCCGUGUGUGAACGCAGGGCCAGGGCCGAGCAUGGGAGUUAUGGGUGUUAAACCAACUAGCAAUAGCUUGCUGUGAGACCCAGAAAAGUGAAGGUCAAAUGGGGCAAAUCCCCCUUACCCCAAGAAAUCCAACGCCCCCCUUCACUCAACCCCUACAUCAGGCUGUCUUGUGAAUCAGCGCUCCCUCUGGCUUGUCUCUUGGUCCUCCCCCGUCCUGUGUGCCCCCUGGGGAGUGUGAAAUUAAAGGUACUGGAUAUAAUUGGGGUAGGAACUAGAGGGGAUCUGUGUUUGGUGUCUCGUGCAGCGAUUGGUGCACAAGAGCAGAGGUAGGAAUUGUUCGGCACCUGAGGGGAAAAGACAAUUAAUUACCUGGGUCUAGACGAGACCUUCUGGCUCACUGAGCAUCGAAGAGUCUUAGCACCGAACCAGGGUGGAACUUUGGAGCAUUAAAAGAUAUUGCUGAAAAGGGGGGACCCAGGUGCUGGUCUGGGCGAAUUCUGACCCACAGCCCAGGGAAUGAGCUGACCCUCCCGGCUACAAGACAGUGAGGAGAUUUCAGAGUAGCAGCCAUGUUAGUCUGUAUUCGCAAAAAGAAAA
Dermochelys coriacea (leatherback sea turtle) is the source of this 3382-nucleotide messenger RNA. RefSeq names its product receptor-type tyrosine-protein phosphatase mu-like. Gene Ontology annotation, molecular function: protein binding. The transcript has 9 exons. Lineage: Eukaryota; Metazoa; Chordata; Testudines; Dermochelyidae. The record is from RefSeq and is a predicted model, not a curated record. Bases 286 to 1731 code for a protein of 481 amino acids.